Scatophagus argus is the source of this 1426-nucleotide messenger RNA. RefSeq names its product fucolectin-7-like. The record is from RefSeq and is a predicted model, not a curated record. The coding region runs from base 130 to 1065 and encodes 311 amino acids. The transcript has 6 exons. Lineage: Eukaryota; Metazoa; Chordata; Actinopteri; Scatophagidae.
GUUCAACUGAUGCGGAGGUGAAGAAACAGACGCAUAUAUAAAGUACAGAAGUUGCUUAGUUUUUAGGGGCUUGGAAGCUUCAUCCUCAGACCUCAGGAAGAAAGCGUCUGCUCUGUCCGGGUCUCCAGAAUGAUGAAAGUCAGUGUUUCCCUUGUGCUGCUGCUGCUGGGGUCGUGCUCAGCUGCCACCUACAAGAAUGUGGCCUUGCGUGGAAAAGCGACCCAGUCACAUCGUUAUUUGCACACAUUCGGGGCCGCCUACAAUGCUAUUGAUGGAAACCGCGAAGGUGAAUUCCACUCAGGAUCGUGCACCCACUCUGCUGAAACGUCCAACCCCUGGUGGAGAGUGGACCUGCUGGAGUCCUACAUCGUCACCUCCAUCAUCAUCACCAACAGAGGAGACUGCUGUGAGGAGAGAAUCAACGGACUGCAGAUCCACAUAGGCAACUCUGCAAAUAACAACGGCUUAGAAAAUCCAGUGGUUGGUACGAUUGUUGAACUUGGCAGAGGUGAAUCAUACACUAAGGCUUUUGAUAAUCGCGUGGAGGGACGUUACGUGACCGUGUCUCUGCCUGGUGCGGGACGAAUUCUGACUCUGUGUGAAGUGGAAGUCUAUGGGUAUCACGCCCCAACUGGAGAGAAUCUGGCCCUCAAAGGAAAAGCCUCACAGUCGUCACUGUAUGAAUAUGGCUUUGCAUAUAACGCCAUAGAUGGGAAUCGCGGCAGCAAGUGGGAAGAUGGCUCCUGCAGUCACACGAACAACAACGUGGCGCCCUGGUGGCGACUGGAUCUGCGCAAAACCCAUAAAGUGUUUUCUGUUAAGGUCACCAAUUCACAUACCAACCCAGAACGACUGAAUGGAGCCCACAUCCUAAUUGGAGAUUCUCUUGAAAACAACGGCAACAGCAACCCCAGGUGUGAAGUGAUCUACAGCAUCCCAGCAGGUGGUGUUAGUGAAUUCCAGUGUAACGGGAUGGAGGGUCGCUACGUCAACAUAUUCAUCCCUGAGAGAGACGAGUUCCUGAGUCUGUGCGAGGUGGAGGUGUAUGGCUCCGUCCUGGAUUAGGACUGAAGAUUUUCAAACUGCAAAACAAUAACAUUUUGCUCUUACAGACGCUCAUACUAACUGGAAUCACUGCUGAAGUUUAAACAUAAUCAAAUAAAAAGCUUUUAGUGCAACAAAGGCGCGAUUUGUCCAAAAAUCCUUGUGAACUCAGCAUCUCUUUUUAUUACAGAGCUUCUAGCACAAACUAAUGUAACGCUAUGGACAUAUGAGAAUGGCUCUACUUACAGCAUAAGUACGCUGUUUGUCUUUCUAAAUACUAAACUUAUGAUGGACUUCCACUAUCUGCUGCUGGAUAAAACUUUGUAUGUCAUCAAUAGUGAAACAGCAUUUGAUGAUUAAAAAUCAUUUCAACAUAACUGUA